This is a messenger RNA of Dentiscutata erythropus, 1662 nucleotides long. The record is from the annotation of a GenBank genome assembly. NCBI's taxonomy places the organism in Eukaryota, Fungi, Glomeromycota, Glomeromycetes, Diversisporales, Gigasporaceae.
AUGGCUGCUUCAAGUCCUACCUCUUCUACUUCUGCUAGUUCCGAAUUUGAUCGUCUACAAGAUCAAUUAGAUGCUUUUCAUACUCAACUUAUAUCUCCUCCUACUUAUAUGAUUGAUACUGAUGAUUCUGAAAAUGAUGAACCUAUACGUAUCCAUGGUCUAAAUUGUACUGAUGAUCAUGUUGAUGAACUUACUGAACGUUAUGGUAAAAUUGAAUCUAAUUUAACCAUUUUUGAAAGAAGCUUAAGUGAACCUGCAAAAAAAACUCGUGGAAAUGAAGCUAUUGAUCGUAUAAACGAUUUAGAAGCUGAAUUCGCUUCAAUAAAAGAUUUAAAUGAAGAAAGAAAACGUGAUCUACUAAAUAUCAAAGAAGGGAGAAAAUUUGCAAGGAGCGCUCAUGAGAUUCGUGAUAAACUUGAUGAAGUUAAAGGAAAAAUGAGAAAGGGUGAUACAACAACUGAUGCCUCAAUUCAGGAAUUGGAUGCUCUUAUGGUCGAUGCUAAUAAAAUGCUAAAUAACUUAGAGUCCUCUUAUGCUCAUUUCAUAUCACCUGAAGCUCAAGAUCAAAGUUACAGAGAGGCAUUUAAUAAUUAUAAAGAACAAUAUGUUCGUGUUCAAGCUUGGAUUGAAGAAGUACGUGUUUUGUUUAGAGAAACUGAACAUAUACGUUUAUGGAUUGAUGAACAUAUCAAUACUUUGGAAAAUGUUCCUCAAAUUGAUGUUUUCCAAGAAGGUGAAGCACCUGCCACCCAAGAACAAGUUGAUGAAUGGCAAAAAGACUAUGAUGAACUAGAAAGAGAAAUUGAGAAGUUUGAUGCUGAAAACAUGACUCGUUUAAGAGCUCAUGUGAAAAAUAUAAUGGGAAAUGAAGUGGCUCCUUCGGACUCGAUGUCUCCGGCUGAUACUAUGAUUAUCUCCAUUACUUUACAGACGUUAACAAUUCUUGAUCAAUUAUUAGAAAUGUUGAAGCGCCGUGAAAAUGAAUUAAUAGUAUUGGCCUUACGUGUAAAAUGGGAACGUGAGCAUGGUAAAGCAUUGAAUGUUCGGUAUAGAAUAACAAGUAAAAUUAAUGAAUUUAUCCUAAAUCGAGGCAGGUGGAAACCACCAAUUUCACCUAGGGAAGAUGGCUGGUUUAAUGACGCACCUCAACCUAGACAACGUGAUGUUACAUUAGAAGCUCGAACAUACAAUAACAAUAUCGAAGACUUUGAAAAUAAUAUUAUUCCUCUGACGUGUGAAAUUUUUGAUGAAUUAGUCAAUUCAUCGAAUGUACCAGUUCCAGAACAUUUACUUGUGAGGCAAGAAAAUCUUGAGGAAGAAGAUAUUCAAGAAUUAAAAAACUAUUUUAAUUUCGCCAAAGACGUUCUAACACAACGAAAACAAGUUCUAGAGUAUGCAGAGACUGUGGAAAACAUUCAUACAAGAGGAAUUCGUUUAAGGGAUGAAUUGAUUAAGGAAGAAUCAAAUCCACGUGAUGGAUCAGUUGAAAAGGAUUAUAUUGCACGCAUUAUUGAACUCAACAAACGAGUAGAAACUUCUUGGAAUUCAAUGGCUAUGCAAAUUAUCUAUCCAGAACAUGAAAGUCAUGACCCGGUCGAAAAUGAUGCCGUUCGUGAAAGUGUUUCCGCUUAUCAUAAAAAUUUACAAGAGCUGCUUCAAUAA